CAUAUCGGAGCAGCGUAAAAGUGAAAACCUUUGAGGGGCGCGCGGUUAAGGUACGCCUGCGUAUGGCGAGAGUGGAAACUUAGUGAAAUUGAUGUUUGCAACGAAACAGGAAACAGACACAAUGCUGCUACUGAACGGUUGGAUAGGAGUCCUCUUAGGUUUUCUCUCAGCCUCAGAAGUACUUGGACUGAAGCUAAAAACGGUCCGCAUCCCGACGUACAAAUUUCGCAGCGAAUCGGCGCUGCUCGAAUGCCACUACGAGCUGAACGGUCAGCGCAAAGGCCACGGGUCGCCCGAUGCUGCCAACCGGAGGCACCACGGCUACCAGAGCGACUACCUUAGCGAACCGUUCGAGGAGGAGGAGAAGCUGUACUCCAUCAAGUGGUACAAAGACAACGAAGAGUUCUACCGUUACGUGCCGUCGGCUUCGCAGCCGAUCAAGAGCUACAAAAUCGAGGGCAUCCGGGUGGACCCAAACCACUCCGAUGGUACCAAGGUGCUACUGCGGGGGUUAACCCUCAAGUCGUCCGGCGUGUAUCGGUGCGAAAUCUCGGCCGAAGCGCCCAGUUUCGAUUCGGUGCAGGGCGAAGGCCGUAUGGACGUGAUAUACGUCCCCAAGGACGGGCCGCACAUAAGCGAUGGUGAACGGAAAAGUUACCAAAUCGGAGAAACCAUGGAGCUGAACUGCACUUCCGGCCGCUCCUAUCCCGCCUCUACGCUCCAGUGGUACCUCAACGACCUGCUAGUGACGGACCCGAAUAACGUCAUCCAUUACCCACCAGUACACAACCAGCACGGGCUAAUCACCACCUUCCUCGGGCUCAGCAUGGUCGUUAACCACCGACACUACAUCGACGGCACGAUGCGUAUCAAAUGCGUCGCCAGCUUAUCGCCUGUCCUGUGGAGGGGCGGCCAGGAGAGCAUCGUCCAGUGGGAGCAGCCCGCCAUCGAUAAUCGCGUUGCCAUGCUCUUGGGUAAGUCCUAA
This is a messenger RNA of Anopheles cruzii, 985 nucleotides long. RefSeq lists its product as uncharacterized. The transcript has 3 exons. Bases 92 to 985 code for a protein of 297 amino acids. The record is from RefSeq and is a predicted model, not a curated record. Lineage: Eukaryota; Metazoa; Arthropoda; Insecta; Diptera; Culicidae.